AUGCUGUCAGCAAUGGCACCACAUGGAAGAGAAAUGUCACAAGGCCUGAGAAAGAAAAUAAUUUCUUUCAACAAGGUGAAGGCUACAAGAAGAUCAGGAAAGCUUUACUUAUCAGUUAGAAUACUGUAGCAAAUGUGAUACAAAAAUUUAACAAAGAUGGAACUGCAACCAUAUCACAGAGACGUUGUCAGGGCUCUGUCCUCAGCAGAGGUGCCAUCCACAAAAGUAACACCUCAAUGAGAAGGGUUGAAGAAAAUCACCAUGCAAGUUCACUGUAGUUAGCUAAAGAAGUAGAA
This is a messenger RNA of Staurois parvus, 296 nucleotides long. Lineage: Eukaryota; Metazoa; Chordata; Amphibia; Anura; Ranidae. The record is from the annotation of a GenBank genome assembly.